AUGGCUGUUGUUGGUGUCGAUGAGGACGGUGCGCAAGGGAAAAAAUUAUAUAAUAUACCCGUUGAAUGGAUCCCGCGAUUGGGUGUUCGGGACGGUUUGUUUGUGUUAUUACUCUAUACGUUUUGCUGUCGCGAAGUAUUAAUACGUUCGAAAACACAAUUGGUACGUUGCCAGUCUUUAAGUUUACCCCGCGAUUAUUAUGUAGACCAGCAUUAUUUUCACGUCGGUUCGGGAGAGUGUAGCGAUAGUUCAGAGAUCGAAGUGUUUGCCGGGGUUCAGUUGUAUGUCGGGUUAACGACCAUGAUGAAACAUUUAAAGACGGGACUAUAUGUAAAUAUGGGGGAGAUGUUGGUCGCUCUGGAUAGUGGCGAGAAAUCGUUACAUUACUAUCGUGAAGAAAUGAUAAAUGAAAAAAACGAAAAUGACGAACCAGUAGUCACGUACGUAUAUCAUUUAGUAAAGAAGAUAGGUAUGAAUAUUCGUAAAUAUUUAGCACAUAUAUUAGUAUGCAAGAAAUGUAUUAGAUAUAUUGAAGAUUUUUUAUCGCUGUUAGAUCAAAGUGUGGAAGAACACCCAUUUCCCGCACAUGAUGAAUUAGAUUGUGACGAUUGUAAUUCUAUAGGUUUACCUAUUUUGCAUCAUAUAUUAGAUGCUGAUUUUGAUAGUUUGAGGGAUAAAGCUUUUUAUGGGGUGGUAGUUGACGUGUUUGAGACCCCUUGUGAACGUGUGGAUGUUUUUAUGACAUCGUAUGUUAGAAAACGUGUGUGA
Paramuricea clavata is the source of this 768-nucleotide messenger RNA. The record is from the annotation of a GenBank genome assembly. NCBI's taxonomy places the organism in Eukaryota, Metazoa, Cnidaria, Anthozoa, Malacalcyonacea, Plexauridae.